This is a messenger RNA of Anguilla anguilla (European eel), 1368 nucleotides long. Its product is annotated as histone H2B-like. Bases 127 to 501 code for a protein of 124 amino acids. Gene Ontology annotation, cellular component: nucleosome. The record is from RefSeq and is a predicted model, not a curated record. The transcript has a single exon. Gene Ontology annotation, molecular function: protein heterodimerization activity; structural constituent of chromatin; DNA binding. Lineage: Eukaryota; Metazoa; Chordata; Actinopteri; Anguilliformes; Anguillidae.
CAAACAGCAUCCAAUCAGAGUUAGUCUGACGUAAUCAUAAAAAAAGAGAAUGAAAAUUUGCAUACAUCUCUGGCCAGACCAUUAAAAACCGACACAAAAUACGUUUCCUUCACAUCAGCCUGCGAAAUGCCUGAGGUUGCUAAGUCCGCGCCCAAGAAGGGCUCUAAGAAAGCCGUGACCAAGACCGCUGUGAAGGGCGGAAAGAAGCGCAGAAAGAGUAGGAAGGAAAGCUAUGCCAUCUACGUGUACAAGGUGCUGAAGCAAGUCCACCCUGACACUGGCAUCUCUUCUAAAGCUAUGGGGAUCAUGAACUCGUUUGUCAACGACAUUUUCGAGCGAAUUGCUGGUGAGUCUUCUCGUUUGGCUCACUACAACAAGCGUUCUACCAUCACUUCAAGGGAGAUUCAGACCGCCGUGCGCCUGCUGCUGCCAGGCGAGCUGGCCAAACACGCAGUGUCUGAGGGAACAAAGGCUGUCACGAAGUACACCAGCUCCAAGUAAACUAGCGCAAUACUACUUAACCAAAGGCUCUUUUAAGAGCCACCCACAUUGUCCACAAAAGGCAAAAAUUCAUGAACUCUUUCUAAAAAUGAUAGAGAAGUAGAUUAACCAGAUUCAGUCCCCGUGUUUAAUGCGGGCGAGGCUUCUAGGUAUUCUGAAAGGGGUUAGAAUCUAGGAGGUGCGUGCGUCAAAAUGGCACUUCCUCGUUUAAAACCUUAAUACAAGCAUGUCAGCGGCACCUAGUGUCCUGGCGUAGUUUUUCCUACAAAUCGGUCUUCAUUUGUCAUGUGCGCUGGCAGAGUAGUAGUCAUUUACGGAAAUUCACUUUUAUCCAGAAUUGUGUUUCGCUGAUUGUGCGAAUUAUGAGUACCGGAAAUGACUGCCUUAGUUGAUUACGCAUUAGGGUCCGUCAAAUGUGUGGUUUCUGGCUAAAAGCGCGUUGUUUGUUCAUAUCGCGUUAACAAAUACACAGUUCUCCGGUCCGACUUUGUUUCGUACUGCCGGCAUUUUUCUUGUAAUUGAGAAUCACUGAGCUUACUCUUGACUGAAUGUAAUGUGAUUUUGUGUUUCAAUUUGUUUUUGUUUUUCUUGAUCAUCUUAAUCAGAUGCCCAAAUUCAUCAACUGGUUUCUUACAAUGUGGAGGAGCAGUGGCUCAACUAAGAUUUUACCGAUAGUUUACCAAUAUGUUUAUUCAUUUAAAAAAAUACAGUAAAUAUUUCUACAGUACAUUGUGACAACCUCCUGUCAAAACAAUUUAUUUUCAAGAUCAUUGGCUACUGGCUGUUGUAGGUUCAUGUCUAGCACCAUGGGAACCACCUGCGCCUUACACUUGAAAGGGCAAUAAUAAAAAUAUAACAUUCUCCUGA